AUGACUAUUGCCAACAACAUCAAGACAACAAUUCUACAAACUGAAAAUGCAAAAGAAUACCUUAAUUUUGUGGAAGAACGGUUUCGUUCUGCAAACAAGUCACUCGCUGGUACUCUAAUGGCACAACUCACGACCAUGAAGUAUAAUGGGUCGAAGAGUAUGCAUGAGCACAUUAUAGAGAUGAGUGAUAUGGCAGCAAGGCUAAAGACCUUAGGGAUGGCGGUGGAUGAUUCCUUCUUGGUGCAGUUCAUUCUGAACUCACUACCUCCUGAAUAUGGGCUAUUUCAAAUCAAUUACAAUACUAUUAAGGAUAAGUGGAAUGUUAAUGAAUUGGCUAAUAAGCUAGUUUAG
Molecule: messenger RNA, 351 nt
Organism: Hevea brasiliensis (rubber tree)
Lineage: Eukaryota; Viridiplantae; Streptophyta; Magnoliopsida; Malpighiales; Euphorbiaceae
Exons: 1
Coding region: 1-351 (116 amino acids)
Source: RefSeq, a predicted model, not a curated record